GGUCAUGUAGAGGUUGUUUGGUUGACACUUUGCAUGGCUACACCAAAAAACACCGCCGUUUGCAGCACAAACCACCCGACGGGGAGCGGGUGCAUAGCCGGCACCGGUGGUCUUCAUUUCGGUGCGGAGGCAAUGUCGAAGUCAGGGACAGUGAAGACGUGGAACGAUGACAAGGGCUUCGGAUUCAUAGGCCCCGAAGACGGUGGCGAGGACCUCUUCUGUCACACCUCGGCCUUGCGCGGAUGCAAAGGCCUUGGCAAAGGAGACAAGGUGCGCUUCGAUUCCGAGUUUGAUGACCGGAAGGGCAAGAUGCGCGCCGUCAACGUGUCAUUAGAAGGAGGUGGUGGUGGUGGUGGUGGCUACGACGACCGCCGCGACGAUCGCCGGGACGACCGCCGUUACGAGCGCCGCGAUGACCGCCGCGAUGAUCGCCGCGACGAUCGAAGGGACUACGAUCGUCGGGACGACCGGCGUGAUGAUCGCGGCAAGGGCAAGGGUGGAAAGGGCGGCGGCGACCGCUUUGGUGGCGACAACCGCGGGGAUGACAUCAGCAACGGAGGGAACCGACACCUUACAGCACGGGAGCUCUUCAUGAGGCAUGAGCAAGAGAAACGCUCCUCUCGACGUCGUUCCCCAAGCUCCUCCCGCUCUCGUUCGCCGCCGAGGGAGCGCCGGGCAAACUUCAACUGAGAGUGUGGAGUGCCGAGACUUGGGGUGGUUGUGUAGAUCCUUCGCU
Messenger RNA from Cladocopium goreaui, 736 nucleotides. The record is from the annotation of a GenBank genome assembly. Lineage: Eukaryota; Dinophyceae; Suessiales; Symbiodiniaceae.